Messenger RNA from Hyaena hyaena (striped hyena), 2337 nucleotides. It is a transcript of the gene ZRSR2, whose product is annotated as zinc finger CCCH-type, RNA binding motif and serine/arginine rich 2. NCBI's taxonomy places the organism in Eukaryota, Metazoa, Chordata, Mammalia, Carnivora, Hyaenidae. The transcript has 11 exons. Gene Ontology annotation, molecular function: pre-mRNA 3'-splice site binding; metal ion binding. The record is from RefSeq and is a predicted model, not a curated record. The coding region runs from base 59 to 1447 and encodes 462 amino acids. Gene Ontology annotation, cellular component: spliceosomal complex; U2AF complex. Gene Ontology annotation, biological process: mRNA splicing, via spliceosome.
UGGACUGGGGGAGAUGAGCUGAGAAGAGGGCACAGCUGGCCGAGGCUGGACCUGGAGGAUGUGUAGGCAGGAAGGAGAGGGGAGCCGGGCCAGCCACAAAAAGUACAGAGCUGCCCUGAAGAAGGAGAAACGAAAGAAACGGCGGCAGGAACUCGCUCGAUUGAGAGACUCAGGACUCUCACAGAAGGAGGAGGAGGAUGCUUUUAUUGAAGAACAACACCUAGAAGAAGAGAUGCUGUUGGAGAUAGAGAGGCAAAAGUUACACGAGGCGUGGUUGCUUCGGGAGCAGAAGGCGCAAGAGGAAUUCCGAAUAAAGAAGGAAAAGGAAGAGGCAGCUAGAAAACGGCAAGAAGAACAAGAGAGAAAGUUAAAGGAAGAAUGGGAAGAGCAGCAGAGAAAAGAGAGAGAAGAGGAGGAGCAGAAGCUGCAGGAGAAGAGAGAAAGAGAGGAAGCUGUGCAGAAGAUGCUGGAGCAGGCUGAAUCUGAGUUGGAAAAUGGUGCCACAUGGCAAAACCCAGAACCACCCAUGGACUUAAGGAUAAUGGAGAAAGACCGGGCUAAUUGUCCAUUCUACAGUAAAACAGGAGCGUGCAGAUUUGGAGAUAGGUGCUCACGUAAACACAAUUUCCCAUCCUCGAGCCCCACACUUCUGAUUAAAAGCAUGUUUACGACAUUCGGGAUGGAGCAGUGCAGAAGGGACGACUAUGACCCUGAUGCGAGUCUAGAGUACAGUGAAGAGGAGACCUACCAGCAGUUCCUGGACUUCUAUGAUGACGUGCUUCCCGAGUUCAAGAACGUGGGGAAAGUGAUCCAGUUCAAGGUCAGCUGCAACUUGGAACCUCACCUGAGAGGCAAUGUGUAUGUUCAGUAUCAAUCGGAAGAAGAAUGCCAAGCGGCCCUGUCUCUGUUUAACGGACGAUGGUACGCAGGACGGCAGCUCCAGUGCGAAUUCUGCCCAGUGACCCGGUGGAAAAUGGCCAUUUGUGGUCUGUUUGAAAUACAGCAGUGUCCGCGAGGCAAGCACUGCAACUUCCUCCACGUGUUCCGAAACCCCAACAACGAGUUUUGGGAAGCGAACAGAGACAUCUACCUGUCUCCGGAGCGCACCGCCGCCUGCUUUGGCAAGGGCCCGGACCGGCGCGAGAGGCCCGGCCACCACGACGACUACUACGGGCGGCCCAGGAGGCGGAGGAGCCCGAGCCCGGCGCAUUCCUACAAGAGAAAUGGGGAAGCCGAGAGGAAGAGGAGAAGCGGCCCCCGGGGGAAGAAGUCGCACAAACACCCGUCCAAGAGCCGCGAGAGGCGCGGCUCCCGAAGCAGAGGAAGGAGGAGGGCCGGCAGCCGGGUGCGGGCCAGCCGGAGCCCCAGCUCCUCCCGCUCCAGGAGCCGUGGCAGGAGGAGGUCGGGCAGCAGAGACAGAGCGAUGCAGAGUCCCAGAUCCAAAUAAACCCAUGUUGUUCUGAAAUGAUCGGGUAUCUUCUUUAUGACAGCUGCUUCCUGCUUGGGUAGUCGAGGGCUCUGAGCUCAAGGCGUUAGCAAGUCUGGCAGGACGAACCCGAUUUCAGAACACUUGUAUUCUCUGAGAAUCCGUGUGUGUAGUAUAGAAAACAUAAACUGUAUAGAUAAUCCGAAAAUGACUUGUGAUCCGAACCCUUGGCGUGACGGUCAGGUAACACUGGAGCGCUGCUCAAGUCUUGUUUUCCUCUUCUCGUGGACGUGUACAAAUAUUUUUUUACACAGAGAUCGUACGUGGCUGCAGUUGAAUACGCUUUUCUUCCUGCGCAAAACCUCCUAUGUUGUCAAGCCCCUUCUUAUUUUUCUUACCGCAGGGUGCGACCAAUCAGUUUAUUCCACCCUAUUCCUACUGAUGGAUUUUAACGUUAUCUUUAAUUUUGCAUGAUUAAAAGAAUCCAGUGCUUUAAACAAUCCUGCUGUGGGUCUCCUUACUCUCACACAUUUCUGACCAUUUCCUUAGGAUAAAUUCCAUUAUAUCCAGAGAUAGGACUGCUGAAGCAUUUCCAAAUUCCCCUCUGGAAAGGCUGCAAAAAGUUCACUCUCUCAGUAAUAUAUUUUUCUAUUCCCACAAGUUAUUUUAACCUUUGCCAGUUUGGUAAAUUUUAUGUUGAGCUCUUUGUUUCUCUAUGUAUUGGCUAAGCCAGACACUUUUUCUGUAUUUAAUGGCUGUUAAAUCGGGUUGUUUGCCCUUUUAAUAGUCUAUUGGAUUUUUCUACAUACAAUAGCUGAGCAGGUUUUUGACUUUACAAUUCACUUUGCUUUAAAGUACUUAAAGGGAGGGGCACCUGGGUGGCUCAGUCGGUUGAGCGUCCGACUUCGGCU